Cladophialophora immunda is the source of this 4193-nucleotide messenger RNA. Its product is annotated as glycine dehydrogenase. Gene Ontology annotation, molecular function: glycine dehydrogenase (decarboxylating) activity; pyridoxal phosphate binding; glycine binding. The transcript has a single exon. The record is from RefSeq and is a predicted model, not a curated record. The coding region runs from base 157 to 3363 and encodes 1068 amino acids. Gene Ontology annotation, cellular component: glycine cleavage complex; mitochondrion. Gene Ontology annotation, biological process: glycine decarboxylation via glycine cleavage system. NCBI's taxonomy places the organism in Eukaryota, Fungi, Ascomycota, Eurotiomycetes, Chaetothyriales, Herpotrichiellaceae.
UUCCUCAGGUAUGUUGGGGUCACCGCUGGCCACGCUCAAUAACUGCGACUCCCCGUCUCCUUCAUCCUCCUUUUCCUCUCAGUUGUCGGUCUUUCGGUUUGUCGACAGCUUAGAUGUGGUUGCUGUAGCCCACUACCUUGCCUGAGGCCCUACAAGAUGGCCAACCAAACCCUCACCCUGCCCCGCGCCGCGCAUUCUGUCACCCGACUCCUUCGUUCACAGCUCCCGCGAGGUGAUGCUGCCCGGAUAUGCAAGAGAUGUAUUGGUACGGCACAGCAGGGCAAAGAACAGGAUGGGCCUGACUCCCUGACAUUCUCGGAACGGGCACCGUUCAUGGCCCAGAAUGAACUGUUCAGUCGACGACAUAUUGGGCCUUCCCCCCAGGACGAGACAGAGAUGCUCAAGACACUGGACCCGCCUGUUAAGGAUCUCGGGGACUUCAUACAACAGUCUCUGCCACAGGGGAUCCGGCAGAAAGCUGCCACUUCCCUCAUGGAUGCACAAGGAAGACACAACAUCAAAGGGCGCAGUGAGAAGCAAGUGCAGAGUGAGCUGAACAAACUUUCAAAGUUGAACACCCUCUCGCGCAAUUUCAUAGGCGCCGGAUACUAUGGGACAACUACGCCACCGGUGAUCACGAGAAACAUUCUGGAAAAUCCUGCCUGGUACACCAGUUACACCCCGUAUCAGGCUGAGAUCAGUCAGGGUCGCUUGGAGUCGCUGUUGAAUUUCCAAACCCUUGUGACCGAUCUCACAGGUCUCGCCAUAGCUAAUGCAUCUGUCCUUGAUGAAGGCACUGCUGCUGCUGAAGCAAUGACUCUGUCUAUGAAUGCUCUUUCCACCUCUCGACUCAGGGCACCGGGUAAGACAUUUGUUGUCUCGAGCCUCUGCCAUCCCCAGACAAUUGCAGUUCUGGAGGCGAGGGCAGCAGGCUUCGGCAUAAACAUCGUAGUGGGUGACAUCCUGGAUAAAGACUGUCAGCUUGUCAAGGAUCAAGGAAGCAACUUGGUCGGCGUCCUCGCACAAUAUCCCGACACCACUGGGGGCGUGUUUGACUUCCAGAACCUCUCAGAUGUUAUACAUGCUGCUGAUGCCACAUUCUGUGUUGCGACAGACCUGCUCGCCCUCACUCUAUUGAAAGCGCCUGGUGAAUUUGGUGCCGAUGUCGCCUUUGGAAGUGCUCAACGAUUUGGGGUCCCCAUGGGUUUUGGCGGGCCGCAUGCUGCCUUCUUUGCUUGCAACGAGAAACACAAACGCAAAAUCCCUGGUCGGCUUGUCGGUGUGUCCAAAGAUCGACUCGGCAACCGUGCUCUUCGCCUGGCUCUCCAAACUCGGGAGCAACAUAUCCGGAGAGAAAAGGCCACCAGCAAUAUCUGCACUGCCCAAGCACUCCUUGCUAACAUGAGCGCUUUUUAUGCCAUUUAUCAUGGACCAGAUGGCUUGAAAGAUAUCGCGCAUCGGAUAUGGGCCAUGGCUAAAUUUGUCCAAAUGCUGGUAGAAAAGCACAGCCCCACGCUCAAAGUGGUCACCAAAGGCCUUGGCGAUGAUGGCGCUGUGCUCUUCGACACGGUAACUCUAGAAGCACAGGACACAGAUGUAUAUGAAAAGGUGUUGGCACGAGCUUCCAAACUUGGAGUCAGCCUGCGAACGAAUGUUCCCGGGAGCACCCCAGGUAAGCCAAGACUCGGCUUCUCGAUUGACGAGGCUACCGGCAGCAAGAAUUUGGUCAAGCUGGCGAGUGCCCUUGGAAUCAAGGAUGGCGAUGUCGAAGCCGCUUUGAGAGACUCGGCGAUCCUAUCGAAGGUCAGCAAACAAAACGCCGCCAACACACUGCAAAGGUCAACGCCAUUCUUGACCCAUCCAGUCUUCAAUCAACAUCACUCAGAGACCGAGUUGCUUCGAUAUAUGCACCAUCUCCAAUCAAAAGACCUUUCGCUCGUACACUCGAUGAUCCCGCUUGGUUCCUGUACCAUGAAACUCAACGGCACUACGGAGAUGCUACCCGUGUCCAAUGUCGGGUGGUCCGCACUCCAUCCUUUCGCUUCCGGUGCAGAUGGCUACAAGGCUCUCAUUGAGCGACUGUCCAAGAAUCUGGCGACUAUCACUGGUAUGGACGCUGUCAGCUUGCAGCCUAAUUCGGGGGCGCAGGGAGAGUUUGCUGGGCUUCGGGUGAUUGAAAAGUAUCACGCCACUAGAGGCCAGAGCAAACGGAAGGUUUGCUUGAUACCUGUCUCUGCUCACGGAACAAAUCCUGCAUCUGCGGCCAUGGCUGGAAUGAAAGUUGUUCCCCUCAAAUGCGACACGAAGACAGGUAACCUCGAUAUCAAGGAUCUCAAGGAAAAAUGUGAAAAGCACAAGGAUGACUUGGCGGCCAUCAUGAUUACUUACCCGAGCACUUUUGGUGUUUUUGAACCCGCAAUCAAGGAAGUCUGUCAGAUUGUACAUGAACACGGCGGCCAGGUGUACAUGGACGGUGCCAACCUCAAUGCUCAGAUCGGCCUUUGCAACCCCGGCGAGAUUGGAGCUGAUGUGUGCCAUCUGAACCUGCACAAGACUUUCUGCAUCCCUCAUGGUGGAGGCGGACCUGGCGUGGGACCUAUCGCUGUCAAGGAUCACCUUCAACCAUUCUUACCUACUCACCCUCUUGUGGAUCCCCACCCAGGCCCAGAUCGGGCUAGGACAGCGAUCUCUCCAGUAAGCUCUGCGCCUUGGGGCAGUGCUCUCAUUCUACCUAUCAGUUAUGCCUACAUCCAGCUUAUGGGCAGCGAAGGACUGAAACAUGGUACAGAAGUUGCACUGCUGAAUGCCAACUACAUCAUGUCACGUCUCAGACCACAUUAUCCCAUUGUAUAUACCAAUGCAAACGGGCGGUGUGCACAUGAAUUCAUCCUGGACGCGAGAGGUUUCAAAGAGACGUCGGGCGUUGAGGCGAUUGACAUUGCCAAGCGAUUGCAAGACUACGGUUUCCACGCCCCUACCAUGAGCUGGCCGGUAGCCAAUACUCUCAUGAUUGAACCUACCGAGUCAGAGUCGAAGGAGGAGCUGGACCGAUUCUGCGACGCAUUGAUUGAAAUCAGAAAAGAGAUCAAGGCUGUCGAAGACGGGGAAAUGCCGCGAGAGGGGAACGUCCUCAAGAUGGCGCCGCAUCCGCAACAGGAUCUGAUGCGAAAUGACUGGGACCGACCUUACACUCGAGAACGAGCGGCAUAUCCACUGCCUUGGCUGCGAGAGAAGAAAUUCUGGCCGACAGUAGCCCGUGUUGAUGACGCCUAUGGAGAUACGAACCUUUUCUGUACAUGCACACCUGUCGAGGGGUUUGAGCAGGAAGGCAUUACGGGGCACGAGGCGCCGAUGCCCACAUAACUGUUAUGCUGCAACUUUCUUCAUCCCAUAUAUGGAAUUCCGCGGUUGGAAAGUACAUAUGACAUUAUGGAAAAGCUUGAUCGGAGUUCAACAUUCUGGUCCAGCGUGGCGCAAACAUGAGGGCUUUUUCUUGAGAUGGUCACAGGUAUGCUACAAGAAUUCAGCGCAAUCAAUCAUUCAACCUGCACAAGAUGACCUUCCCGCAAUCUCUUCGCCUUUUUUUGGGUGUACUUCUGGAGCAGCCUGGAAUCUCGAACGCGAAUGGCACGUUUAUGCAAUGGAACUCAUAAUUUUCCAGCACAACCCUUGGUCAGGAUGCUUCAACCGACUGACAUUUUUUGACAUGCUCUAUUGUGAUGAAGCGAUUAAGAUGGAAAGAAGUACAAAAUCAAUAUCAUCUUCAGUUCGGAACAACUUGCACAUGGUCCGUGCUGGAGGCCAUCCCCUCAAAUAUACAAGCGAUUGUCGGCGCCGUGGCUUGUCGGCGAGGUCUUCAACGCACUGCGAUCCUGAGGGUUUUUUCUGAAACAUAUCAAGGAUAAUUGGAGUCAUCGAGGUCAUGGCGUAUGGAAUGUCUCUUCAAGAGUUCUUCUGUCUCCCUUGCUUGGUCUCUCUCCAUUCUUCCUUCUGUGGGUUUGUGAUCGGAUUCCUUUUCGAUCUUCCUCCUUUGAACCCCCUUUGCCAUUACUUCAUUCAGUCUUUCUCACUUGUGUGCCCUCUUCCUUCCUUCCUUUGACUGUUGAGUGUUCAGAACCGCUUCGCCCCGGACUUCCACUGCCCCGCAUCCUCGACGCCGCGGGCAACCUUGUGCGCCCCGUUCUCGACGCCCG